AUGGUGAAGCUCGCUGUCGCUGGUUUCGGCGAGGCCGCCCGCGAGGUCGUCAAGGCUAUUCUUGCAGAAGGUCACCACGAAAUCACGGUUCUUUCUCGAAAAGAUGCUCCCUCUAACCUCUUGCCCGACUUGAAAUGGACCAAGGUAAACUAUGAGGACAAGAAACAACUUGCUAAAGCCUUGAAAGGCAUGCAUACUGUUCUCUCGUUCAUUGUUACUCAUCUGGAUAUAGGAUGCGUUGCCCAGAUUAACCUUAUUGACACCUGCGUCGAGGUUGGCGUCAAGAGGUUUUCCCCGAGCGAGUGGGCCAUGAUUGACCUCAAUGGAAGCCAAUUUUACGCCAACAAGAUACAGAUCCGCCGCUAUCUGGAGAACUUGAAUAAGCCCAAGAAGGUUCUCGAAUACAGUAUGUUCUUCCCAGGAGUAUUUAUGAAUUACCUCGCACCUCCUGAGAAAAUGGGCGCGGAUCUUUCCUAUAUAAAGCCAUUCAUCGAUUUCGAGUAUUGUCGUGCUAUUCUUCCGGAACAGACAGAUAUAACUGUCUCGUUCUCGACCAUUCAAGAUCUCGGAAGGGUUGUUGCAAAGGCCCUGGAUUACGAGAGCGAGUGGCCUGUCCUAGGCGGGAUCGCAGCCAGCAAGACGAGCAUCUCUGACCUUCUCCAACUUGGUGAAAGAAUUCGAGGCAAACCAUUCAGCAUCGAAAGGAUUAAACAGAGCGAUCUCGAGGCCGACAAGUUCACUACAUCAUGGGCCCCUGAAUUCAACCACCCGACAAUUGCCGUCGAUACCCGGAAGGCUGUGUCAAAGCGCUAUCUUAGAUUUGCCAUGUUAGGUCUUGCCAAAGGAGCGUGGGAUAUUCCUGACGUGUGGAACCAGCUGCUGCCAGAAGUCGAGUUCACUAAACUUGAAGAUUUCUUGCAAGCUACGUGGGACAAGGCCGAUCAUAAAUCCCGAGUUACAGGCUCAGUUCGUCGAAUCCAUCUUGAAGAUACAAUCCUGCUGGAUCGCAUCCGUUUUGACUCCCAUCUUCACUGGAGUAUCUGGAAUCCUCAUCUUCCAGUGGGGUUAUACGAGCCAAUUCAACCCUUCACGAGACCGAGGAGCAAUUUGAGCUCCUCAGCAAGAAAUACGGAGUUCUUGAAAAAGACUCCGAACAUCAAUGAGUACUCCUGGGCAAGUAACCACGAGCAGAGUCCAGCAGGGGCUGCCUUUUACAUCUCCCAACUUGAGUGUCUUGACUCCCAGGGUCUGCAUGCCAACUGGGUUUCUGGCUCUCUGCUCCAGGGCCUUAUAGCCAAUCUUCCCAUCAAGAAGAAUGAAGAGUACUCGUCAACAGGCAAAUGGCAUGAGUAUACCUACUAUUACAAAGAGAUGCGCGGACAGCGUGUUGUUACUACUCCAUCAGCCGAUGAGUUCUUCAAGUCACAUCACCUGGCCGGAUUCUCGGCAUGCUGGUAUAAGUUGCCGCGUCUAGCUCGAUCUGGAAGUGACUAUCGAGAGUCGCCAGGCCCGACAACCCGAAUCAUCCCAUCGCUGUAUUGGUUGACGGUGAUGUGUAUGCCGUUGUUGAUUCCAAAGUUAUAUAACGAUCAGGAUGCCUUCACGAAACAUCCUCCUCCAUCAGCAAGCAAACACUUCAGAUUAUAUCUCAUCAUGAUUUUCCGUCCCUCCCUCCUGUGCAGCAUGCUUGUCACGUUGGCUGUCGGCCAAAAGAGCAAGCCAAACAUCAUAUUCAUUUUAACUGAUGACCAGGACGUCCACAUGCAAUCAAUGGACUACAUGCCACUCCUGAAGAAGUACAUCGCGGAUGAAGGAACUCUGUAUCAACGCCACUAUUGUACCACAGCCAUCUGCUGUCCUGCUCGCGUCAGUAUCUUGACAGGCAAAUUGGCACACAACACCAAUGUCACCGACUUAAUUUUGCCCUAUGGUGGAUACCCAAAGUUCGUCCAGGAGGGCCUUAACAGCAAUUACUUGCCUAUUUGGCUUCAGGAUGGAGGUUAUAAUACCUACUAUACGGGCAAAUUAUUCAAUGCGCAUACCGUCGAUAACUAUAAUGACCCUCACCCUGCAGGAUGGACUUCUUCUGACUUCCUCCUGGACCCUUUCACGUAUAGCUACUGGAACGCCACUUGGCAAAGGGACUCCGAGCCCCCUAUUAGCCACGAGGGAACAUACAACACUGACGAUCUGGCCGAGAAGACUAUCAACUACAUACGUGAGGCACAUGCGGCAGGCAAACCAUUCUUCCUGACCAGUGCUCCCAUCGUGCCUCAUAACGAGGCCGUUGUACCCGAGAUGCCAGAUAUAUGGACCAGUACCCCUGAUGAUCCCGCUCUUCGGCCUCGGCUUUUGCCGCCUCAACCAGCCAAGCGUCACGAGCACCUGUUCCUAGAUGUCAAAGUUCCAAGGACUCCCAACUUUAAUCCUGAUAAGCCUAGUGGUGUCAACGGCGUUGCCCGCCUUCCCAAGCUCAACCAGACCAGUCUUGACUAUAACGACAACUAUUUCCGCCUGCGUUUGCAGUCACUCCAAGCAGUCGACGAGAUGGUUGAGAGGGUCGUUCUUGAACUCGAAUCUCUUGGUAUUGCAGACGACACCUACAUCAUUUACACGACGGACAACGGCUAUCAUAUCGGCCAGCAUCGCCUUCAGCCCGGAAAGACAUGUGGUUUUGAGACGGAUAUCAACGUCCCCCUCUUGAUCCGAGGACCUGGAGUCCCCAAGUCCAAGGUCACUGAUGCUGUAACGAGCCACACGGACCUAGCGCCCACCAUCUUGCGCAUGGCUGGUAUCAAGGCGAGACCCGAUUUCGAUGGCUUGUCGGUUCCGCUUUCACGGAAUGAAAUUAACCAAGGGGCUAAAGCAAGCGCCGAACAUCUAGGAAUUGAAUUCUGGGGUAUCUUGGGUGACGAAAGUUGGCACAGUGAAUUUACCAAAGCAGUUGACACUUACAAACUUAACAAUCUUCUGCCCUCGGGUCCCAACGGUACUGGAAUGCCCAUCGAGUCAUAUGCUAAAUCAAAGGUUAAAGUCGAAGGGCGACCUCUCCUCACUAUCAUCAGCCGCCUGGAUGCGAUCAUGGCUGUCAUGAAGUCGUGCAAAGGAACGACAUGCACCAACCCAUGGAAGGUCCUGCAUCCGAAGGGGGACGUGAAGAAUUUGCGUGACGCGUUGAAGACCAGGCAUGAUGCCUUUUACUUGGAAUCUGCGAAAGAAAACUCGGUCAGCUUCUCCAUGUGCGCCGGUGGGUAUCUAGCAUCCAACGAAAGCCCUCAGCAGCCUUCCAUUUACGGGAGAGAUGGCGGCUGGAGCAUCCUCACCUAG
This is a messenger RNA of Fusarium oxysporum Fo47, 3327 nucleotides long. RefSeq names its product alkaline-phosphatase-like protein. Bases 1 to 3327 code for a protein of 1108 amino acids. Gene Ontology annotation, molecular function: glycosaminoglycan binding; N-acetylglucosamine-6-sulfatase activity. Lineage: Eukaryota; Fungi; Ascomycota; Sordariomycetes; Hypocreales; Nectriaceae. The record is from RefSeq and is a predicted model, not a curated record. The transcript is spliced from 13 exons.